GCUCGCGUCCACAGCCGCUGGAACGGCGCAUGGGCAUCGCCCUCUGGCUCGUCCCUCGUGUCUGCCCAUUUGGUGGAAGUCGAGUUCUUGCAGCGCUCGAAAGGGCGUUUGGGAAAAUCUUCUGAAAAACGUCAACCUGGAGGAGCGGGCUCUCCGCACCCGUGUCCUGCGUGCCGUGCUAGAGGAACAAAGGGAGGGAAGGUGAUUGCUGCCAAACACCCCAUUCCGACGCCAUAGGUCAGCAUGGAGGUGGACCUUGCCUCCUUCCUGGCGCCGGCGGGAUAUCUGCUUGGAGAGGUCAGCCAACGCGUCCUGGAUUUCCUGUCGGUGAGAGACCUGAUCGAAUACGUGGCAUCAUCUUCUCGGACAUCCCCGGAAUGCGGCGGAGACAGCGACGCCGAUACCGCCGAGCGCGUCACCAAGGAAGAAGCAGACUACCCCGAGAACCCUAGGCUACGGCGGCAGCACCCCGGACAAGGGCGGGACUUCGAAGGGAAGCCUUUAUGGGGGGGAAGCAGCGGGCCUGCGACAACGGGUCGCAACUUGUCGCCCGAGGAGGAAGUUCCCCAUCGCCUCCACAGGAACAACGGCAGCGUGCAUGGUAGCACGACCGGGGCGGGAGACGAGGCCGGGGGGUGCUCACGCCCGCCGUCACCGUGCCUGAGCGCCAAGGCCGACCCUCGCCGUCGAGACAAGAAACAACAGGAGUGGGGAGGCGACGACGACACCGAGUGCUCCGACUACAACAACAGCAGCAGCCGUUUCGUCGACGAUUGCGGCAGAGCACCAGCAGCAGGAGGACCGGCCAGCACGCUUGGGGGAGAGUGUUCGCCCCGAACCGGCGGUAGUAGUGGGUGUGGCGUCCAGGUGGUAGUCGUGGGAGGCCGACGCCGUGACGCUAAGGGCGGGCUCCUUGGCCCAACGAGCCGCAGCAACAGCAGUCCGAAGAAGGAAUCGCGCCGGCGCUCGCCGAGCAUUUUCGGCGUGCUGGUGGGGCUCGGGCUGCACCCGUGGGCGACCCUGCACGGGGGCCUGGCGGCGCUGCAGGGAGGCGUGGCGCACUUGCUCGGGGGCGUCCCGCUGCUGGCCUUGCUGCGGUGGGCGGCGGGGGGCGCCUCGGCGGUUCUAGGAGUGUCCUUCCGGGUGGCGCUGCUGCCGUACGAUGUCACGAAGGGGGCGGUUGCUUACGUGGUGGGGUCGCUUGAGGCCAUGCUGAACAUCGCUACGGAGAUUUGGUGUGAGCUGCGCCAUCUUAGCCUGGCUGAGCUCGCAGUCGUGAUAUCGUGCGUGGUCACCGGAAACCCUCUGCCGGACUUUCUUCUCGACCCGGACUACGAAAGCGGUGACAGCGGCGGCUCGAGCUACGGUGGAGGAGGCGGCAGGCUCGGCAACUCCCGCCGCAUCUUCUCGCGGUCGUCUCGAGGAAGUCCUGGCUUGGAGUCCAGCGGGGGGGGCGGGUUCCUGUCGGACUACCCACGAGGGGCCAGCUCCGCGGGAUAUCCCGACGACGAGUUCUACCGCUCCGGGGGCGCAAGCGGCACCCGCGUCGCCUGGCAGCAGGCUCACGCGAUGCGGCGGCGCCUCGACCGCGUCAACCGGACUGCAUCACUGGUGUCGUAUGAGGAGAGGGCCGAGAGCGCGGUGCCCAGGGCGAAGGCACAGCGGGUCCGUCGGCGCAUGCACUACGCCAUGUCUCUGCAGUGCUUCCAGGCCACCGUUACAAAGGACGGGCAGCACCCGGUGGGCGCCGGCAGCGACGCAAUCGGGGAGGACGGCGACGGCGAUGAUGACGGGCGCAUGAGUGCGGAGGGGGGUUCGAGCGCGUUCAUGUGCACGCCACAGUCCUUCCCACCGACGCCGGUGUCACGCGCGCACGUCAUGGCGCGGACGUCGCAGUUCUCGGACGACGUGCUUUUCCUUGCCCGCGACCACCUCCGCCUUGGGGAGAACCUCAAGCCCGGCGUAGAUGAGACGACGCGGGCGACGGCGGACUUCCUCCGGAGGCAGCAGCGACUGGCCGUCCUCGAUGGCAACGACGCCUGCGAGGGCAUCGUGCUCACGUGCGGGCACCACCGCGCCACCAAGGUCGGGCCCUCGCUGUACAGCUCGGCACGCGCCAUGGUCCCGGUCCUCCGCAACCGGCAUGUCUACUUCCAGGUGAGUUGCGUCAGGGAGGGUACUCUCGCCCCCAGCAUCGGGGUCGGCUUGUCCACUCCGGAGAUGCCCCUUUCCACCCUGGUCGGGGCCUUCAGCAACUCGGUCGGAUUCUGCUCCACUGGACAGAUCCUCAUGUCCUCCCGCUGGUACGGCGAGCCCGGAGAGUUUGCCAUGCGCAAGGCGGGCAUGAUGACCACGGUGGGUGUCCUCGUCUACCUGGACGGGUCUCGCCCCUUCCGCUCGUGGGACGGCGACAUGGUGAGGGCGCUCGUCUCCUUUAGCGUCGACGGCCGGCUCGUGCGAGUCGCCACCGGACCCGCCGGCCUGGCCCAGGCCCCGCUCCCGGCCGGCGCCGGCGCCGGCGCCGGCGGGGGCGUUCCGCCGGCGGCGAUGCUGUUGCGGCAGCAGCAGCAGCAGCAGCAGCCGCAGUCGCCGUUGGUGUACGGCCCGCAGCCGCCGCAGGAGCAGCAGCAGCCGGGGCUGAUGUCUCCAGUCAUGGCGCUGCCGCCACCCCAGCUGCAGCAGGCCAGCGCGACGCUCGCAGCUUCCGCCGCAGCUUACGCCGCCGCGGGUCCCGGAGAAGGAGGCGGGGGAGGGGGAGAACGUGUGCAGCAAGAACACGGCGAGGAGGUGUGUUUGUCGCCGCCGCCUCCGCCGCCUGGUUGCCCUCCCGUAGAAGAGGUUGCGCCGUGGGAAGUGGCCGCUGCUGGUGCAGCGGCCGCAACAGCAGCUACAUGCAGUGCGCGCUUGAUCAAAAAAGGAGGGGGAGGAGAAGGAGGAGCGGGCGCGUCCAGCGGAGCGGCUGCGCCAGCUUUGGGGAUUGGUCGAGGGGGGGGUACCAUGUUACCACCUGCUGUUCCCGAGACCUCUGCUGCGCUUGGACUUGCCCUCCCCAAGGACAGGGAUUUGUUUCCCACGGUUACCAUCCAUAGUCCCAACACAGAGAUAUUGUGCCGCUUUUGCGCGGAAGACUUGCUCGGUGUCACGAGAGAAAGCAUGGGUGCGCCGCCUGGGGCGCCGGUCUACGCUCUCGACGGUAGCCUCAUCAACCUUCCGCACUAGAUUAUUAAUUUCGCGGAAAUGUUGUUGACGAAGCCUGGGAAUCCGACAGUGACGCAGGCGUCUGGCAUACUUCAAGCGGGCAGAUUGGCCCUCUUGAGCGAGACAUCGUGUCUGCUCAAGAGUUGCACCGCUUUUGUCGUGUACAAGGGGGUUGUUUGACACGCAUGCCCGUACAAGGAUACGGGACGUAUCCUAUACCAUGCGGACCGCGGGACUGUAAGUAUCUUUUAGUAAUGUUCCCUUAUGAGGCCCCGUGCCAGUCCCUUUAUGAAGGUGAAAGCUUUUAUUGUACAAUGUACGGCUGAUGCGGGCGUACCCUGUCAGACGUGGGCUCCGAAGUGUCUAGUGUUUCAGUGUGGAGUGGUGGUGACGUGUGGCCUUCGGCUAUCCGGUGAAGUGCCACUUCGGCGUUGUCGAGUUUCAAGCAGAAGGUAGUUGCCUCGGGUUGGGGGGGUUGAUGCGCGAAGAUGUGCUGGUAUUUGAGUUCGCGCGUGGCUAAUGUGGCUGUCCGUACGGGUGUUGUUUCCACCAGUGAUGUAGCUUCAACAGCGCACCCUUCUCAUCGGUUGUGAGCUUUGAUGUGUGUUGCUUGUGUAUACAUACGGCAAGAAUUUAUCAUAAUAUUGUUGGCUUGUCGAUGCAAAAAAACAAACGAUACCUCAACUGCCCACCCGA
Molecule: messenger RNA, 3894 nt
Organism: Ectocarpus sp. CCAP 1310/34
Lineage: Eukaryota; Phaeophyceae; Ectocarpales; Ectocarpaceae
Source: the annotation of a GenBank genome assembly